This is a messenger RNA of Motacilla alba alba, 2193 nucleotides long. RefSeq names its product formin-like protein 3. The coding region runs from base 1 to 741 and encodes 246 amino acids. The record is from RefSeq and is a predicted model, not a curated record. The transcript has 3 exons. NCBI's taxonomy places the organism in Eukaryota, Metazoa, Chordata, Aves, Passeriformes, Motacillidae.
AUGUCCCACCGAGCAUCCCCAACGCCACCUCCCAGCUGGGCACGGCAGCCACGCAAGCCUGGCACUCCCCGCCAUCACCCCGGCCGAGCAAAACUUCUCCCACCCCAAGGAGCCCCACAAGGAGACACUUCGGCUGCCGUCGCUUUCCAGCCACCAUCCCCACGGCUCCUCGCAAAGACAAAGCCACGCUUUAAACUUUCGCUCCUCGCCACCGGAGCGGAUGCUCCGCUGGGAGCUGGCACCUCUCGGGCUGGGCGCUGGCCGGGAUGUGCAGCGGGAGGAUGCUUUGCCCUGGCCUCACCUCAGCUCGGUGGGUGGGGGUGGGAGAAUCUCUCGCCGCCGCCGCCGCCUCCUCCUCCGCCACCUCCUCCUCCUCCCCAGCAGCGCCGGUCACUGACGGGCCGGGUGUGCGGCGCGGCUCCCUCGCCCGGUCCCCGCCUCCCCGCUCGCCUCGCUCCCUCCUCCCGCCGCCGGCCCGAGCCGCGCUCGCUCGGCUCUGAGCGGAGCCGGGCGCUGCCGCCGCGGCCGCCCCGCCACAGCCACGGGGGGAGGAGGCGGCAGCGCGCCUGCGCCGCCGGGCCUGCCGACGAGGGAGGGAGGGAUGGACCCGCCGCUUUCCCGGCUCCGGGGCCCGCCGUGAGUACGGAGCGGGCACGGCUGCGGCAGAAGCCCAAGACAAUGCAUCUUUCCAGUAACUCCUGUAAAAAUGCACAAGAGACUUUGAACAAGAACAUGGCCUGAAGAAAGUUAAUGAAGUCGUUAACAGUCUGUGUCACAAAUGAGAAGACUGUGGAUGUUUCUGGUGUUUUCCUUCAGGCCUUGAUGAGUCAUGAAAAUGAUAGCUAAUUUUUCUAAUGGAGCAGGUUCUGUAAGUAAAAGAAGAGGAAAAAACUAAAAUACAGACAUAUGAUGACAGGAGCUACCACUGGUGGUGACCAGUGUAUUGUAAACCAGAAUUUUCAUAAAUCUUAAUGGAAGUUUUGACCUAAUUUACAGAGUCUUCCUUGUUAAUUAACUUUUUUAGAAAGGUCAGACCCUUUUUUUCUGCUAAAGGUCAUGUACUUAAAACUAAGAAAUCUUUUCUCAUCUUCAGAACAAUACAGCAACAUUAAAUUCAGGUGUUUUUUAUUCUGAACAUAUGAAUGGAUCAUGAGCAAUACGCAUGGAGUAUCUCACACCCCUUUGCCCUGUCCUCAUUAAAUAAUUCCUUUUUGUGCUUGUGUGUGAAUGAUCCCAGGGUUAUGCAGUUAUCCAGCAGCAGGCUCAUCCACUGGAGCCUGGAGGUGAUUUCACACAGAAGGAAAAUGACAUAUCAAAAAACCCACAUGGACCUGAUGAUUGUGAGAGAAGUGUGAGAAUCCUUGUGAAACAAGGGUGCCACAUUUAGCUAAAAACCUUGAUUUCAGUAUCAGAAAUGCUGUGAACAUUUCAGUUGAAUUAUUGUUUCUGAAAAUGGUUGCACCUCUUGGUCAGUCAGGUCAAGUGGUACCCAAGGGCUCACAGGCCUUACACCAAGCACACCAAAAACAGGAAUGGCACUGCAGGAAUAUGGACAUUUUCAAAUUAUUCUUCCUAUUUGAAUAACAGCUGAAUGAACUGCCCCUUAAAAACCCCAAAACACCUAUAGAAAGAAAACAGAAAACGCUUUUUUAUUAAAUUGGUGAACCUGCUCAGAAAUAUUGAAGGGACACAGCAAACUAGAGUGGUCACAGGACUUGCCCUAAUGUGGAAGAAAAAACUACCAAUAUCCUAAUUGGGGAAUUUCUCUGACAGGAAACUAGGAUCCAUUCCACUUGACUAUUUCUUCAUGCAAACUACAUAAAGUAUUUUAUAAAACCUAAGUGAUUUCCAUAACAGAAUUUUGGCAGUUUAAAGCAAAACAUUUUGCUAUGACAGUUCCCACAAAUCUUUUAGCUUUGUUUUGCAUUAUAAAUAUGUUAAAAUUAAGCCAUUUCUGUCCAAACAAAAAUUUUUCAGGCUUUUUAAAAAAUAUUUCUUAUUUGCCAAAGUCAAGAUGAAGGCUAAUUUCAAAUGCUGUAACUUAGAUCUGCAUAACCAUAAACCCACAAGGACAUAGCUUUAAUCUUAUAAAUAAGUAAUGUCAUUAGAUAGAGUAUUCUUAUUUUAAUUGACUCUGUUUGCUACUCUGUAUAACAGUGAUUGAAAAAUAAAAGACAUCUCACAUUGGUGAAA